AUGGCAUCUCUAAGAGCGUCGGGAACAGCUGAAGAGUACGAUGAGCGGACUCAGUUGCUCACAGAGUUGGCAAACCUUGACGAAGAAAAAAUGGUCAAAAAGCAGGAAGAUAACAAGUGUACUGAUGAUAAGGAAACCCAAGGCAAAGCGAUCCGUCAGGCUGCAAUGGAAAAUCUCAAGGUUAAGAAACAAAAAGGCGACCUGGAUGUGGUUGGUCAUAAUGAGGAUAAUCAUGACCAUUGCAAUAAAACUGAAAAUUGCGACAACAUACCGCCAACUAAGAAGCGCCGUACUGAUUCAUCAGCAGAUUACGUCAGUUACCUGAAAGACAGGUUGGCCUUCGAAAAAGAACGCUUUGAAUUAGAAAAGAAAGAGCGAGAAGCUCAAAUUGAGAAAGACAAACAUAUGAUGGAGAUGGUUAUGUCUUUGGUUAAAAAGAAAAACUGA
Molecule: messenger RNA, 447 nt
Organism: Lingula anatina
Lineage: Eukaryota; Metazoa; Brachiopoda; Lingulata; Lingulida; Lingulidae
Source: RefSeq, a predicted model, not a curated record